ACUGGUGUUCGGUUAAAAAAAAGGUGUAAACCUUAUAAGUAUGAUUAGUUUCAUUGAAGUGAUUAACGGAAGUAUAACACUUUUGUUAAAAUGGCAAAAGAAAAAAUUUAUUUAAAAUUUACAAUAUUUAUAUUAAUUUUGGCUUAUGUUCGAGCCGAAAGCACACCUUGUAAUUUACGUGAAACACCCGAUGGCGGCGUUUGUGUCUGCACCUCGUCAUAUUGUGAUUAUUUAGAAGAUCCUACACCCGAAGAAGAACCCCGUUUCAGUUUAGUGUCGUCAUCAAAGGCAGGUCUACGUUUUGAAUCCACCAAAGGUCUUUUUAAUCUUUUCAAAAAAUAUUAUGUUUUUGAUUAUGAUCAACGUAUGCGUUCACAAACACAAAAUGAGACAGUACAAAUAAAUCAAAGAUUUACCCCAGCCCGCACAGUACGCUUGGAAAUAAAUCGUGAUAUUAAACAUCGUAAGAUUGUAGGUUUUGGAGGAGCUUUCACUGGCGCCGUUUCAUAUCUAUUGCAGAAACUACCACAAGAAUUGCAAGAUCAUCUUUACAAAUCCUUUUACUCUAAAGAUGGCAUUGGUUGGAAUCUAUUGCGUAUGUCUAUUGGUGGCAGUGAUUUUGAUUUGGAGCCUUGGGCCUAUAACGAACUACCCGAAAAUGAUGCCCAAUUAACAAAUUUCACAAAACUAGAUCCUCGUGAUGCCAUAAAAGCCCAACAAAUACAUCGUCUUAAGGAAGUUGCAAAGUCGAAUAAUUUAAAAAUUAAAGGUGCCGCCUGGAGUCCUCCCAAAUGGAUGAAAUCCAAUAAUGCUUGGACUGGUUUUAGUCAUUUGAAAAAGGAAUACUAUCAAACCUGGGCCGAUUAUCAUUUGAAAUGGGUGGAAAUAAUGGAAAAGAAUGGUUUGCCCGUUUGGGCCAUAUCAACUGGCAAUGAACCCAUGAAUGGUUUAGUCUUUAUGAAUUUUGUUAAGUUUAUGAGUUUAGGUUGGUCUCCUCUCCAUCAGGCCGAAUGGUUAAGUGAUCAUUUGGGUCCCACCAUUAGAAAUUCAAAGUAUAAAAAUUUAAUCAUAUUCGGAAAUGAUGAUCAACGCUACACUUUCCCCAAUUGGUUCCAUGUGAUGAAGAAAAAGCGUUCCGAUUCUGUGGAUUAUAUCGAUGCCUUGGGUGUUCACUGGUAUUGGGAUGAAAUUUUCAAACCCAGUUUUAUUGAUAAGACUCUGGAACAAAUGCCCGAGAAGUUGUUACUCAUAACUGAGUCUUGUAUUGGUGAUAAACCCUGGCAAAAGUCGGUGCCAGCAUUGGGUUCUUGGUAUCGUGGCGAAAAGUAUGCCAGAGCUUUCUUGCAAAAUUUGCAACAUGGCUAUAAUGGUUGGAUUGAUUGGAAUUUGUUGCUCGAUCAAAAUGGUGGUCCCAAUUAUGUUGAUAAUACCGUCGAUGCUCCUGUUAUAGUUAAUACAAAUAAUCCCAAUGAGAUUUUAAAACAACCCAUGUUUUAUACUAUGGGUCAUUUCUCGAAAUUUAUACCUGAAAAUUCGGUACGCAUUGAUGCGAUUCGCAGCAAUGUUAAUAUCGAUAGUGUGGCUUAUUUGCGCCCUGAUGGCUCCAUUUCUGCUGUUCUCUUCAAUAGUGGCAAUGCUAAUGUUGAAAUUACCGUUGUGGACAGUGUUAGCGGUACUAUUGUUAUUAACUUACCUCCCCGUUCUAUUCAUACAUUACUUUAUCGCUGAAAAUAUUCUACUAAAUAAAUUUGUUUAAAAAUAA
Messenger RNA from Lucilia sericata (common green bottle fly), 1762 nucleotides. Its product is annotated as lysosomal acid glucosylceramidase-like. Lineage: Eukaryota; Metazoa; Arthropoda; Insecta; Diptera; Calliphoridae. The record is from RefSeq and is a predicted model, not a curated record. The coding region runs from base 91 to 1728 and encodes 545 amino acids. The transcript is spliced from 8 exons. Gene Ontology annotation, molecular function: glucosylceramidase activity. Gene Ontology annotation, biological process: glucosylceramide catabolic process.